UGUGCAGCUAAUGUUGUCAAGUUGAUGGUCCAAGAUACCUUAGAAACAGCAAGCCCGAUAAUCCACAAGGUCCGGGAAAGUAUUCGGUAUGUUCGAAGUUCACAGGCAAACCAGGAAAAGUUCACUGAGAUGGCUCAAAUUGUUGGGGUUGAUUGCCAGAAUUGCUUGAAUCUUGAUAAUUCAUUUUAUUGGAACACAACAUAUAUCAUGAUUGACACUGCUUUGGAGUACAAAGAUGCAUUUCCCCUUUUGCAAGAACAUGAUUCUGGGUAUGGAAUGUGUCCAUCUGCCACAGAGUGGGAUAGAAUAAGUGCCAUUGCUAGCUUCCUAAAGCUCUUUGUUGAAGUUUCCAGUGUUUUUGCAGGAAGCAAGUAUCCUACUGCAAAUACAUACUUUCCAGAGAUCUGUGAUAUUCAUUUGCAGUUGAUUGAGUGGUGUCAAAACUCAGAUGAUUUUGUUAAUUCUUUGGCUCUAAAGUUGAAAAGCAGAUUUGAUGAGUACUGGAAAAAAUGUAGCUUGGCUUUGGCAAUUGCAGCCAUCUUAGACCCACGAUACAAGAUGAAAUUGGUUGAAUACUAUUAUCCUCAAAUAUAUGGUGAUAGUGCUCCAGACUGUAUUAAUAUUGUUUCAGAUUGUAUGAAGGCUCUGUAUAAUGGCCAUGCUAUUUACUCACCAUUAGCUCCGAAUGGUCAAGCUGAAGCAUCUCAAGUUGGUGGUGCUGGUGCUAAUAAUGAUCGGCUGACAGGGUACGACAAAUUCAUCUAUGAGACCUCACAGAGCAACAACAUAAAAUCAGAUUUGGAUAAAUACUUGGAAGAGCCGCUUUUCCCUAGAAAAGCCGAUUUUAGCAUAUUAAACUGGUGGAAGGUUCACACUCCAAGGUAUCCUAUUCUGUCCAUGAUGGCACGGAAUAUUCUUGGAAUGCCUAUGUCAAAAGCUUCAUUAGAGUUUGUAUUCAACACUGGGAAUAAAGCUCUUGAACAGUAUCGCAGUUCGCUAAGAUCAGAUACCUUGCAAGCUUUGAUGUGUGCCCAGGACUGGAUGCGUGAUGAAUUUGAAGAUUCAAGGGCUUCAUCGAGCACUGUUACUCUGGCCCUAUGCUAUGAUGCAAAAUAAUAGCAAGCUUUUGGUAUGCUUUUGUCAUUCCAGGUUGCCAUUCUUUUGCUUUCUGUGUAUAUUAGCAUCUUCUAAACAGUUUCUCUCCUUGUUAUGUUAAGAUUUUGUAGAAAUUAGUUCAUUUGAAGAUUUUGCUUUUCCAGAGCUUCCAUAAGUUGGUGAUAGAAAUCAUUUGCUCUAACUUUAUGCCAAACAUCAGAUGGGAUCUUUUGUUCAAGAAUCUAACAGUUUUUGCCGUGUUAGGCCCCAUCAGUUAACUUAUUUAUCUGUAUGUAGUUUUUUUUCCCCUUCCCAUUGUGGUAUUUGGACAAGUCAAACUGGAAGCCUUUCCAUGGGGAUGGAUCGUUCAGAACUUGUGUAACUCAUGCUCAUUAUGGUCAGUGAUUUGUUCAUCUGAACCAGCUGAGUGGAAAAUUGCGAGGUAUUCUUGGAUUUUUGCAGCUUUCGUUCCCAUGCUCCAGCCUACUAGGAGAUGGUAGAGUCUGCUGUUUUGUAUUUCAACCUCCUAAGGUGUGACGGUCGCAGCCAAAUAAAGGGAGAAGUGAAUAAUGAGUUAUUCAAACUAGUUGGAGAAAAUAUCCAAAGAAUUUUAUAGGGUUUUUGCUCACUACGGGACCUUACAAGAACCAUAUGUAGCAUGACUCUAAUUUCAGUUUUUCGAUUAUUUGGUAUAUUCUGACAAAAAAGAAAGACUUUGUUGUAUGACUUUAGGAAGAAUUUUUACAACAUAAUGACCUACCAACUUAUAGAAUCUGCACAAAAUGUUCCUCA
Messenger RNA from Nicotiana tabacum (common tobacco), 1887 nucleotides. The record is from RefSeq and is a predicted model, not a curated record. Lineage: Eukaryota; Viridiplantae; Streptophyta; Magnoliopsida; Solanales; Solanaceae.